Molecule: messenger RNA, 1746 nt
Organism: Onychostruthus taczanowskii (white-rumped snowfinch)
Lineage: Eukaryota; Metazoa; Chordata; Aves; Passeriformes; Passeridae
Gene: RTN4RL2
Product: reticulon 4 receptor like 2
Exons: 4
Coding region: 1-1746 (581 amino acids)
Cellular component (GO): plasma membrane
Molecular function (GO): protein binding
Source: RefSeq, a predicted model, not a curated record
AUGCGGCCCCCCACGGCUCGGGACCUGCCCCCAGGUAGGCGCGGGGUCGGGCGGGGUCCCGCGGGUGUCGGGUGGACCCUGGGGUGCCACCCGGAGACCUCGGUCCCGGCUCGGGGUGCCCCGCGGCGCUCGGGGUGCGGGUGCCCCGGGGUGAGUGGGGAGCCCCCGGUGCGCGGGGACCCCGGGGCCGCCCCGGGACGCACGGCCCGGCGUGGGGGCGCAGGCCCGGGGCGCCCCAGGUUGAGCCCCCCGCGACCCCCGGCGCGAGGGUGCCCCCCGACCCACGAGGUGCCUGCCGCCAGCCCAGCCCGAGGUGUGGCUGUCUCACGACCCACGGGGAAGCCGGUGCCACCCCGGGACCCCCAGCCCAGCGUGGCAGUGCCCCUGACACGUGGGUACUCGCUGCCAUCCCGGGCCCCCCGGGGCAGCGCGGGGGUGCCCCAGGAACCGCGGCACACCCUGCGCAGCACCGGCGCGCAUAGCCCGGCUUCUGGGCGCUCCACGAGCCACGGGGUACCCGGUGGCCCCCCAAGAUCCCCAGCCCGGAGUGUGGGCGGGCGCCCGGCGGCCCUGCUGCUGCUGGCGGCGCUGGUGUGGGUGCCCGGCGGGGCUCCCGCCUGCCCCGCGCUCUGCACCUGCUACGUCUCGCCGCCCACCGUCAGCUGCCAGGCCAACAACUUCUCCUCGGUGCCCGCGGGGCUCCCGCCCGGCGCCCGCCGCCUCUUCCUGCAGAACAACGUCAUCGGGGCGCUGCGGGCGGGCACCUUCGGGCCCAGCACCGUCACCCUCUGGCUCUACUCCAACAACAUCUCCUCCAUCCAGCCGGGCACCUUCCGCCACCUGCCCGCCCUGGAGGAGCUCGACCUGGGUGACAACCCGCACCUCCGCGUCCUGGCCCCCGACACCUUCCACGGCCUCCACCGCCUCCAGGCCCUGCACCUCUACCGGUGCCGGCUGGCCAACCUGCCCAGCGGCAUCUUCCGCGGCCUCCGCAGCCUCCAGUACCUCUACCUGCAGGAGAAUGGGCUGCUCUACCUCCAGGACGACCUCUUUGCCGACCUGGCCAACCUGAGCCACCUCUUCCUGCACGGCAACCGGCUGCGGGCGCUGUCGGAGGGCGUCUUCCGCGGGCUGUCGAGCCUGGACCGCCUGCUGCUGCACGCCAACCGGCUGGCGGCCAUCCACCGCCGCGCCUUCGGGGGGCUGGCGCGCCUCACCAUCCUCUACCUGUUCAACAACAGCCUGGUGGCCCUGCCCGGGGACCCGCUGGCCGCGCUGCCCUCGCUGCAGUUCCUGCGCCUCAACGCCAACCCCUGGGCCUGCGACUGCCGUGCGCGCCCGCUCUGGGCCUGGUUCCGCCGCACGCGCGUCUCCAGCUCCCCGGUGCCCUGCGCCAGCCCCCCGCACCGCCGCGGCACCGACCUGCGCCACCUGCGCCCCCGCGACUUCGACGCCUGCCCCGAGGAGGACGACGACGACGACGACCAGGAGAUGGAAGACGGCAACGGCGGCGGCGGCAACGGGGUGGCGGUGAUGGGCACCCCGGGGCGGGCGCUGGGUCGCCCCGGCACCCUCCCGGCCGCGCCGCCCUCCGCCUUCUACCGCGACGGGCUGCCCCCCCACGACCUGCGGGGACCCCAGCCCCGGCCGCCCCCCCCAUCCCGUGACUCCCCCAUGGCCGCCGCCGCGCCCCACCGGCCCCCCGCCCUCCUGCCCCUCCUGGCUCUGAUCCUGCCCCGACUCUGA